AAUCCCUGAACCCUGGAGAGAAGCUUUCUGACUAGGUGCUGCUGCCAAAGAAAAUGGAAGAUUCACCAGCUGGCUUGGACCUCAGCCGUUGUCAAGAACAGACAGAACAUGCAGGUUUACGGGAUAUUUUGAAUGAUGGGGGUUCUAACUCAUAUCAUGAAACAGAAAACAUGGAGAACAGUGAAUAUGAGAAAGAAUAUAAUUCGACUAAUGAAAGAGAGAGAGAAGAAGACCGCUUAUUUAAGAUCAAUUGUGACUAUGAUGAAAAACAAGGUGGAAUUAUGAAGUCUGAGCCAGUAGAAAUUGGAGAAGAACCCAGAAUCCUUUAUAACUGCAGGCCGGAAUAUGGAGACUAUGACCACAUGGAACUGGAGAGGCAUUCUGAACCAUGUGACCUUGUCAAAUCAAAUACUGCAAAACUGAAGUGUGACAUUUGUGGAUUGGGUUGUGUCAGCCUCAACGUUCUGGUGGUUCACAAACGCAGCCAUACUGGUGAGCGCCCUUUCCAUUGCAAUCAGUGUGGAGCCUCAUUUACUCAGAAGGGAAAUCUUCUCCGCCAUGUUAAACUUCACACUGGGGAAAAGCCAUUCAAAUGUCACCUUUGUAGCUAUGCUUGUCAAAGAAGAGAUGCACUCACAGGUCACUUAAGGACACAUUCUGUGGAGAAACCAUUCAAGUGUGAAUUCUGUGGACGGAGUUAUAAGCAGAGAAGUUCAUUAGAGGAACACAAAGAAAGAUGUCGGACAUACCUACAGAAUGCUAGCCUCAGUGAAGCUGAAAGUUCAGAGAGAAGGCACAUCAGAACUGAGAUGGGGACUGAGCGGGCCCUUGUCCUGGACCGCUUAGCAAGCAAUGUUGCCAAACGAAAACGUUCCAUGCCACAGAAAUUUAUUGGUGAAAAACAUCCUAACUUUGAAGUGAAUUACAGCCAUGGCUUUUUAUAUGAAAAGGAGAGAGAGGCUAUGCUGCCAGGGUGCAUGGCAGAGCAAGCCUUCAGCAAUGCCAUUGGCUAUCUUGGUGCAGAACCAGCACGCUCACUUGUGCAGACCUCAGCUGCUCCAACUUCAGAGAUGGUGCCUGUUAUCAGCAGUCUGUACCCUCUUACAUUCACUCACACUGAAAUGCCCAAUAACAACCCACUGAAAAUGGAAAGGAGUGACAUCCAACCGAGAGACAAGAUACCUACUGAGCAAGGCCUUUCUCCAAACAAUAGUGGUCAAAAUUCUACAGAUUCAGAUAACAUUCAAGAAGAGAACCAGAAUCAUGCCUACCUUCAAAAUCAAAUGGUUCCUCCUCCUUUGCAGGCCAGGAAUGGACUGCUGACUUUCAAGGAAAACCCUAGAUCAUAUGACAUGUUCAGGCAAUCAACCAUUUGUCCUUGUGAUGUCUUGAAAGUUUUCAACAAAGAAGGUGAACCCGUUGGAUUCUUUCGAUGUGAUCAUUGCCGUGUUCUUUUCUUGGAUUAUGUUAUGUUCACUAUCCAUAUGGGAUGUCAUGGUUUUCGUGACCCUUUUGAAUGUAACAUGUGUGGGUUCAGGAGCCAUGACAAAUAUGAGUUCUCCUCCCACAUAAUUCGGGGUGAACACAGAGUAGGUAUGAUAUGAGAGCAAAAUUACUCUAUUCUUUUCUGAGACACUCUGUAUUGCAAAAAUCAGCCAGUUUUUGAAGUAGAGUUAAAUAUUGAGUUUUCUCAAGAAGAUAAAGCAAAACAAAUCUGAUCACGAAUGUAUGAAUGGGUAUUUUUAUGAAAUUCACAUAAAGAACUAAAGUGUUGAACAUUCUUUGAUCAGGAACUGAGAAGGUUAAACAUUAUACUUUCUAACACAGGCAACAUAAUAAGAUCUUUUUUUAAAACAAAGAUCUCCUUAAAUUCUGAAGUUUUUAGAAAAACUGGUUUAUUUUUCAGUGAUUCUCUGCUUUUUAACAUUUUAUUAACAAUGUACUAAUUUUUGGCCCAACCAUCUUUUGUCUAGUUAAACAUCUUUUGCAUGUCUUGUGGCAAAGCAUUUACUGUAUUAUAGUGCUACCUAACUCCAGCAGAUCUUACUGCCUUAUUUUACUACAUGCUUUUUAAUGAAAACAAAAGCUUCUUCAAUACUAGACUUCUAUUAAGCUGUCAAACUGCCUUAUUCAGAAUUCUACUAGAUGUCCAAAU
Messenger RNA from Thamnophis sirtalis, 2155 nucleotides. The record is from RefSeq and is a predicted model, not a curated record. Lineage: Eukaryota; Metazoa; Chordata; Lepidosauria; Squamata; Natricidae.